CAAAAAACUCACAUGAAUCAUGACAAACGGUUAAUGUUUUUUUUAGUAACUGAUAAUUAUUCCAGUGGUAUAGGUGUUGCUGUAAACGACACAACUGGAUUAAUUGCCAGAGGGUGGUGUGGCGAGGUGUGUGUCAUACGUCCAUAUCCAUAUCUUAUCAGCAGCUGUUCUGCUGUUUUGGUUUUAUGGCCGUCGUUUGUCGAUUCGCCCUAUCAAGUGCCUUUGUUAGCCAUCCAAUUGACCAAGUGAUCGAUUUUAAGAAAACAUUGUACCGAAAACAGAUUAGAAAUUUUGCUUUUGUUCUGCUUGCAGUUUAUGACGCCCAAAUCAGCAUAACUGCCCAGCCGCGACCAACAUCAGGUAAGUUGCUCCAGAUUAUAUUAAGACACCAAUUGAUAAGCGUUAAUUCGUUCACAGAAGCUCCGCGCAUUCCAUUGCCCAUUUCUACGGUCGCCGGCAGUCGCACCUUUAUACCCCUGGCCGGCUAUGAUUGCCUUGCGGACUUGCCCUCUGUGCAUAUUGAGCAGACUUUCGAGCUGAAUGAUUCACUCACGGCUGUUUCCUCGGAGAAUCGUUAUGUGGUUCGCUCGCCGCUGGGUGAUGCCAUCUUUGCCGCCUCCGAGAGCUCCACAGGCAGGAAUCGCAUGAUUUGGGGCGCUGCUCGGCCAUUUCAGAUGCAUCUGCUAGACAAAACGCAUCAGGAAGCGCUGGUAUUCCGCAAGAAGCUGGCAGUCGGGGCAAUAUGUUGCCAGCCCAAGAAUCUGGAGAUAUGGAUACCGCCGGGCAAUGUGCUGGGUCGCGUGGUGCAAUCGCCAACCUUCACACAGCCGGAGUUUUACAUUGAGGACGGCAACACGCAUCAGCCGGUCUUCUGUGUGGAAGGACCCGCCAAUUCCGGCUUCUGCUGCUACUGCCUGCCCAAAGAGUGCUACUUUAAGAUUCACUCCGGCGGCGACCUACGCGCCUCCAUAGACCACAAAUGGUUGGCCAGCAAAUCGCAGUACACGACAAACAUUUACUUCAGCGAUGCCCGGCUGACGGCCAAGGAGCGUGCCCUGAUUCUGGGCUCCGCAUUUCUGCUGGAAUAUAUGUACUUUCAGAAGCGCUUUUAGGACUGGGCGUACAAAUUAAAGAACAACUACGAAAUUUAA
Messenger RNA from Drosophila virilis, 1151 nucleotides. Its product is annotated as phospholipid scramblase 3. The record is from RefSeq and is a predicted model, not a curated record. Gene Ontology annotation, molecular function: phospholipid scramblase activity. Gene Ontology annotation, cellular component: plasma membrane. Gene Ontology annotation, biological process: plasma membrane phospholipid scrambling. NCBI's taxonomy places the organism in Eukaryota, Metazoa, Arthropoda, Insecta, Diptera, Drosophilidae.